Messenger RNA from Polyodon spathula (Mississippi paddlefish), 3138 nucleotides. Its product is annotated as multiple epidermal growth factor-like domains protein 9. Gene Ontology annotation, cellular component: basement membrane. Lineage: Eukaryota; Metazoa; Chordata; Actinopteri; Acipenseriformes; Polyodontidae. The record is from RefSeq and is a predicted model, not a curated record. The transcript has 6 exons. The coding region runs from base 168 to 1940 and encodes 590 amino acids. Gene Ontology annotation, molecular function: extracellular matrix structural constituent. Gene Ontology annotation, biological process: axon guidance.
ACGGCUGGCUGUCAUUUGGAAUGAGUUGAGAGAGAGGACGCGCGACGCCGAUCAAACAAGAACCAACUGGAAUAUACUACGAGCCUAUCUGCUAAGAAGAUAACGGGAAUCUAAUUUGUAAUUGUCAAAUCAACACUGCAUGGUUUAUGGAAAGUUAAAACUGGAGCAUGAAGAACAUACCUACAAUUAUGUUAAUUUUCCCGGCUUUGGAAGUACUGCUGGUCUUAUGUCCAGGUCUAUUUGAAGCAGUGCCUUUUGGUAACGCAAGCGCUCCUGCUGGCACGGAUCACAAUGUUGCUGUUACGAGCCUCAUGGAUAUGUUAAAUAUCACUGCAACAAUUGACAACAGUCUACCAGAGGGUGGACUAACCCUUCUCAAAACGGUAGCCCCCACGCCGGUUUCUACUUCUGCAACUACCACAGCUCAACCAACAAGGAUAGACAUGGCAACACCAACAAAAACGACAGCAACCGGAGCCACGCAGACACCCCUGCCACCACCAAGAACGAUGGAAACAAAAACCGAAGCUACUGCAACACAAGCCACAACAACGACGAACAUGGUGGAAACAACUUCCAGCACCAGCAAAGAACUAUCUACAACAAUACUCAGCACUGCUGGAACAGUUGCGGCUGCAACCCUAAUGACAACCGGGUCCGCCACCGCUGCGAUGCCUUUCAACAGAACGGGAACACCACCUGCCACUGACUUCACCGUGCAGCCAGGCAGCCAAGCAGACUACACAUGUAACUGCAGCAGCACGGGGAGCCCCAGCUUGGAUCAGUGUAACGAGACAACAGGUCAGUGCGAGUGUUACCCUGGAUACACCGGCCUGCAGUGCACGGACUGCGAGGAGGGCUAUUUCACAAAUGGAACCGGAGAGGUGUGCAUGCCAUGUGGAUGUGAUACUACAGGAGCACUCCAUUCACUUUGUGACAGCUCUGGUAUUUGCACAUGCAAAAAGGGAGUUUACGGUUCCAAGUGUGAUGAGUGCCAGCCUGGCUAUUUCCGAUUCAGUGACACUGGAUGUCAACCAUGUCAAUGCAACAAUCACUCAAGUUCCUGUCUGCCUCAGUCAGGCACCUGUCUGAACUGCCAAGGCAGCACAGAAGGACACCUCUGUGAAAAAUGCAAAUAUAAUUUCUACAGGCCCAGUGCUGCCCUUACAGACAGCUGUGAGCCCUGUCCCUGUUCCACGGUGAUGUCCACAGGGAGCUGUCACAUUGACACCAAUGGACAGCCUGUGUGCGACCAGUGCCUGCUUCAGUACAGAGGACCUCACUGUGACAAGUGCAAGGAUGGGUAUUACAACUCAGACAGCAUCUGCAUGCUGUGUGAAUGCAAUGGGAAUGAGGACCCCAGGACAUCACCACGCAUCUGUGACCCUGACACUGGCCAGUGCCUGAACUGUUCCAAUAACACUGCUGGCAAGCACUGCGAGAAAUGUGUGGAGGGAUACGGCGGAGAGGACUGCAGUAAAAACUUAAUCCCAACCACUGUUCCUCCGACAACACAAACCCCCACAACACUGUCAACCACCACCAUGUCGACCGUGACAACUACCAACCUGACCACGCUGCUGACCAGCCCCACCACCCACGCCGUCCUGCCCACUCUGACCAGUGCCAGCGAGAACGCCACUGUCAGCGAGGUGUCCUGGACCCAGUUCAACAUCAUCAUCCUGGCGGUCAUCAUUGUGCUGGUGGCAGUGCUCAUGGGCUUUGUGGGGGGCGUCUACAUGUACCGCGAAUACCAGAACCGCAAACUCAAUGCCCCCUUCUGGACCAUUGAACUCAAAGAGGACAACAUCAGCUUCAGCAGCUACCACGACAGCAUCCCCAAUGCAGAUCUGUCAGGUUUGCUAGAGGACCAAGCGAAUGAAGUGGCACCAAAUGGACAACUAUCCUUGAGUACUCCUAUAAACAUGUAUAAUGCUUAAACCCCAUUCAAAAUAGACUUUAUGAAAGUAGACCAGCAUUAUUUUUAUUUUUUUUUAAUGUUCGAUUAUAAACGGGACUGGACAUCUUGUUUAAGGGAUGAAAUGUGUUUCCUGAGGACUACAAGGGAACUGACGUGUUAAGAAGAACUCCCUAAAAUUGACUGACGCAGAGACUGUUCUGUAGUAGCACUGAACGGGAAGGUAGUUGGAAACUGUGGUGCAAAAAGUGGGCUUUACCUCACCUUCAUAAAACUGGAUAUAACGCAGAAGAUCAGGUCUCCUGUCUAUUGCCACAAAAUAUUACAACCAGUGGUCCUCAAAAAUAAGUGACUGAAUUCUCCAUAAAAUUGCCCAGGUAAUGUUGGAACCCUUAUUUUCCAAGGGAACACAUAAGGCAGAGAUGCAGCUGGUCGGACAAUUGUUAAAGCAGCCUUGCGUUUGCAAGUACAAAAAAAAAAAAACUUGGGAUAACUGCUCAAAAAAUAUAAUUUCUUUGCAGAUGUUGACCACAGAACAGUUGCUGAUAUAAAAAACAAGCACUGCACAAAGAUUUUAUACAAAAUAAUAAAAAAGGACCAAUAAUGAAUAUUAUUUAAUUAACGGGGAACCUGUAUGAACCUACAAUAAGGGCGUUGGCAAUAAAGAGUUUCAGAAAAACAAAUCAAUGGCAUACAAUUGAUACAGUGUAUACUGCAUGUUGGGACUGUCUUAACCAUGUCAUUGCUUUUGUGUUUUAAGAAAGGCAUAAUGUGUCUGUUCAUAAGAUUGUACAGAAGAGGGCAGUAUUGCUAAGGGCUGGGACCAUUAUUAUGUGGUGUUCUGUAUCUGUCUAUUAUUGCUAUACAUACUAAAUGUCAUGAAGGAGGGAUGAACUGCAGACAGCUAGGUAGCUCAGUGUGAUAAAAGUUGCACAGAGAGCAACACACUUGGAUUCACAUCCAGAAUCUGAAACAUUUUUAUGCUGUUCUUUCUGAUAAUAUAAUUAUCAUAAUCUAGAAUAUUUUCCCCAAAUCAGAGUUUUCCAAAGCUUCCUAAUCUGUUACUUUGCUUAGGAACAUUAUGUUUGUUACUUGCUGUUACUUUGAUCUAUUCCCAGAGAGGUAAACUGCAUGUGUAUCUGUGUCCUUGUGUGAUACAAAGUGUUUUAAGGUGGAAAGGCCCUAUAAAACAUUGUGUAGUAAAAUCUUCCUUUUUAGCA